GUAGUCCACGCGCCGAAACUAGGUUAGUUGGAGCCACGGAAGGGGACGCAGCACUGACGCGGACUCGCCGCCUCCACCGCCGCUUCUCAGCACAACUGCUCAUGAGCGACAACUCUAGCUGCCGGUUGCUGUUUCCUACUUGGCGCUUGCUUGUUUUGUAAUCGAGGCGAGUUCAGAUAAACAGGUCCAAAUCCAUAUGCGGGUUUGCUGCCGUGACACUUUUCAGCUGCUCCGCGCUGGAGCGAGUACUUGCGCGUUCACUCCGCCGUUCCUCUGCUUGGUUGUCACACGGACUUUUAUGAUUCACACACUUGGCUAGACUGCGACGUCAACAUGAGAGCUCAAAUUGAAGUUAUUCCCUGCAAAAUCUGUGGGGACAAAUCGUCAGGGAUCCACUACGGUGUCAUCACCUGCGAAGGCUGCAAGGGCUUCUUCCGCCGCAGCCAGCAGAACAAUGCUAUGUAUUCUUGCUCAAGGCAGAGGAACUGCCUCAUUGACCGGACCAACAGAAACCGCUGUCAGCACUGUAGGUUGCAAAAGUGUUUAGCUCUGGGCAUGAGCCGUGACGCGGUUAAAUUUGGCCGUAUGUCCAAAAAGCAACGCGACAGCCUUUACGCAGAAGUUCAGAAGCACCAACAGUCCCAGGAGUGUGCGAGACACGGAGUCCGGGAGGAGAAUGGUGACAUGGUGGACCACGGUCGCACGUACAGAAGAGGCUCUGGUGCGGCCCUGAGUGACCUCGAUGACAUCACAACACUACCAGAAGGCUUGCUGUUCGACCUGCCACUGACCCCGGAGGAUGGAUGUGGAGAUUACUGCAACCUGGACAUCCUGGCCGGCAGUGCAGGCAGCAGCUCCUCAUCUCAGAGCUCACCUGAACAGACCACCUUGGACUUUACCGAGGGCAACCACAACAUUAAACAUGAAUACCAGCUUCUGCAUGACUCCGGACUCUUUUCACAUGCCAUCCUCAACCCGCUGCCAGAGGGCUGCUCCUUAUAUGAGCUUGAGCAUAUAACCCAGAGUGUGGUGAAGUCACACAUUGAAACAAGCCAGUACAGCACAGAAGAGCUCAAGAGAAUGGCGUGGACUUUGUAUAACCCAGAAGAGACACGGCUGUACCAGACAAAGUCAGCUGAGGUGAUGUGGCAGCAGUGUGCAAUUCACAUCACAAAUGCAAUCCAGUACGUGGUGGAAUUUGCCAAGCGCAUCACUGGCUUCAUGGACCUCUGUCAGAAUGAUCAGAUUAUCCUCCUCAAAGCAGGUUGCAUGGAUGUUCUGCUGAUCCGCAUGUGUCGUGCGUAUAAUCCCAUCAACAACACGUUGCUCUUCGAUGGAAAGUUUGCCCCAGCUCAGCUCUUCAAAGCUCUUGGCUGUGAUGACCUUGUGAAUGCCGUCUUUGACCUGGCCAAGAGCCUGAGUCGCCUACAGAUGUCUGAAGAACAGAUGGCUCUCUUCACAGCUGCUGUGCUGCUCUCCCCCGAUCGACCUUGGCUAACUGACGUCCAGAAGAUUCAGAAGCUGCAGGAGAAGGUGUAUGUAGCAUUGCAGCGCUGCCUGCAGAAAGAUGGAGCUUCAGAGGAGAAACUUGCCAAGAUGGUGUCCAGGCUUCCAAUAAUGAAGUCCAUCUGCAAGCUUCACAUCGACAAACUGGAGUUUUUCCGCCUGGUUCACCCGGACACGGCGUACACAUUUCCGCCCCUGUAUCGGGAAGUUUUCGGCAGUGAAAUCACCUUCCCAGACUCCACAGAGGGCUGAUGUCAUUCAUCUGCAAUGGCACAUCAUGUAAAGACACUGGGGAUCUAAGGAGAGUAAGAUAGAAAUUGUGGCAACCAGCUGAGACUAAACCAACCAGCAGCUCAAAGACAUUCCUGCACGCUACACUUUAGCACACACUCCUCUCCCCUCGAACCACCCAACCUUGUGGAGUAGCUUACAUGCCCUGCAAGUCACUCUGUUCCAACACCGCAGAAAUGAUUGCUGGAUUUUAAAGGUGGAUUUAAUUCCCAAUUUUGAGGGAGUUUGAAAAUAUUAUUAAUGUAAUUUGUAUGGAUGAUAAUAUUUUUCUAUGAGGUGACCUUAACAUGGUCAUCACGUCGAAUUUAUUUUGUUCAAAUUGAUUUUCUGUUCUCACAGUUCCUGUAAGCUAUCGUUGAAUGUAGACCCCUUUCCCUUAACUGCUCAGCUCAGCCCAAGGCACGAAAAAAGAAUGUACAUACUGGAGAAUCCUCAGCCAUUCAGUGGAGAUCACAUCUCAGUCAGUGUUUUGUCUCUGUUGAAAUUUGGUAGCACCCGCUUUUACAGUUAAACAAACUGUUUAAAGGGACCACGAUCAAACUCUCAUUUUUUUUAGCUUUGCAUAUUCAUGAGUGGAAUGUUCUGCCAUUAUUAUGCACCUCCAAUGCACAAGGCUUCAACCUAGCACUUAUGCUGUUUGUCAUAGACUUUUGUUUCUGGUAGCACCUCCUUAUGUGAUAAUUUAUCCCAAAAAAAUGACCUCUGUCCUUAAACCGUUUCCAGUAUGCCACUUAAAGAAUGAGUGAAGACGCUCAGCUUUUGUAAAAUAUUUCUUAUGUAAUUUUUAAAAACAAGCAUUUGAGGAGAAAAAUCUGCUCAGGUCUUUCAAAUAGAUACUACUUGCCCGAGCAGCAGUUGAUGAUUGACUCGGCGUAGUUGGGGUUUUGAUAGAAAAAAAGCCAGCAAAAAGUACUUACUCAUGAUCCUGAAGCAACCGGAAGAGCGUCAUCUCUCAGUGUUGGCACCAUUAGAGUUGAAGCUUGAUGUGUCCCACUCACCGAGUCCAUAGGGUCUGAGGGAUUGUUGGGAUGCUUGGAAUUCGGAUUCUGGCAGACCCUGCUGCCAUAUUUUAAAUUUGCCUUCUUUCUACCUCAGUUUUUUUUAACACUAGAAAGAUAAAUCAGCCUGAAUCCAUCAGAUGACAGUCUUGGCCAUAUGUUUGUAACCUUUCUUAUGAAAGUGACUUGCACUGGUUCCUAUUCAGCGAGUAAACUUGAUCUUCCAAAUGCUCCAUCAUGUUGGGAUCAUGACUGGCUCACAUGAAUCUGAUGCGUUUCACCGGCCCACUGAUUAUUCAGCUUUAACAUAUUAUAAACCAGCUCCUUGCACUUUUUUUUUUUUUUAAUUUGCCAAUUCUUUCUGAGACAAAGAUUUUAAAGAGGAUCUAUAAUGAGGUUAAUGGUUGGCCAAGACUGUUUACACUGCAGAAUGUAACUAUUUAAAGUUUUCUUUUUUUAUUAAGCUCUUAAAGUGACAACAGCAGAUAAACAUGCUGGAUCGAAUCUUUAGAUUUUUUGGAUUAGGGCCUUUCAGGGAGAGGUGGGUGGUUUCAAUCUCAAAGUAGCAAGACCUUUCUGGUAGUAUUAUGAAGAAGCUGCAUACAUAAUACAUGCCGUUUUUCUUUGUGCUGCUGGGACAGUGCUUGUCAUUACACACCAUUUUAAGCGUAUAGGGUCCUAAACUUAGUGGCAUGGUGGGAUAGUGCAAUAAUGUCUUUCCCAUUGUUCUCUUUAUAUUUCGGUCUUCAUUGCCAACCGGUUUGCUACAACUAAUGUUCUCAUAUAACCUGAUGAAUCCUGACACGGUCAGAUGACACAGAUUGUAACAAGGUGCGAUAGAUUGUAAGAGAAUGUUGGUUUCGUACGACUUUGAAGUUGCUGCCCAGGUAGUAGUGCACUUACGUUUGGAGUUCCUCAGGGAAAUCGCUAGGCACUCUGUCCUUUGUCUACAGUUAGUUCUGCUAACAAGACAUCCUGCACCACAAACUGUAAAAGACCUUAAACCUUGAUCACUGUGUAUAGUUCUUGUGAAUGUCAGAGUACAGAAAUAACAGUUUUACCCGCAAUAUGAUUAUUGCUACACUUUUCAGCUUGACUCAAAAGUAGAUGAGAUAUUUAAACAAAAAAAAAAAGAUAACAAAAAAAUGUGAUGAACGUAAAAGAUUAAUUAUUGUAUUUGAAUUUUGUGUUUGAUUUGUUGUGAUCUUAAUUUUUAUCCAGAUUUUUUUUCUCAUCUUGUUUAGUGUCCUUCUUGUCAUGGAGAGAUGUAAUUAUAUAUUUUUUAAAGAGCAUUUUUAAAGAUGUCUCCUGAACAUUUAUCUUCUGUUUUGAUCCUUUUGUUGUGUAUAUUUUUACUUCCUUUUAAGAUUAUUAUUAUUGUUAUUGUUAUUAUUAUUGAAUCGAUAUAGAAUUAAGUGAACUAUAUUUUAUUAAGUGUAAUGGACACAAAAAGUCCAAGAGGUUAACACAGUAAAGCGUUAUUGCACAAUGGUGAUAAGUGGAUUUAAGAAUGUAAUAAAAGUCAUUUUUCAA
This is a messenger RNA of Synchiropus splendidus (mandarinfish), 4328 nucleotides long. RefSeq names its product RAR-related orphan receptor C a (gene rorca). NCBI's taxonomy places the organism in Eukaryota, Metazoa, Chordata, Actinopteri, Syngnathiformes, Callionymidae. Gene Ontology annotation, biological process: regulation of transcription by RNA polymerase II. The transcript is spliced from 10 exons. The coding region runs from base 334 to 1758 and encodes 474 amino acids. Gene Ontology annotation, molecular function: RNA polymerase II cis-regulatory region sequence-specific DNA binding; zinc ion binding; nuclear receptor activity. Gene Ontology annotation, cellular component: nucleus. The record is from RefSeq and is a predicted model, not a curated record.